AUGGAAACCCAAAAAACAACAUUGGUAUGUGUGUAUAGCCCACAUAAUUCGUCUGUGGCAGACGAAAUUGAAAAUUUUUAUACAACCCUUCGUUCAACCAUUGAGCAAGUACCUCUCCAUAAUUUUCUGGCUAUAGCUGGUGAUCUGAAUGCUAGACUAGGACCCGAUGAGACCAAGUUUACUUUCAACUCUAAAACUAAUCGGAACGGAGAAAUGCUCAAAGACUUCUUGGAGGAAUUUAAUCUCUACACCUCCAACAAUUCUUUUAUGAAACCAAAAGGUCAACUUUGGACAUUUGAGUCCCCACUUGGUGAUAGGGCACAAAUUGACUACCUCAUCUUUCGAAAGAAAUGGCGCAAUAGUGUUAAAGACUCGAGAUCCUACUCUUCCUUUAGUUCUGUCGGCUCUGACCACAGAAUUGUAUCAGCUACCGUUAAGUUUAGUCUUCGCUCAACCAAAAAAACUAAGCCUCACCCGAUCAAAAUGAUCGACUGGGAGGAAGUCUUAUCUAACCCCGAUAUGUCCAAACAAUUUACUAUUGAGGUCUAUAACACAUUUCAAUCUCUGUCUACUUCUGAAAUAGAUGCUGAGAACAUUGAGGAAGUAUACAGCAGCCUCAUCAAAUCAACAGAGGAAGUUGCACUGGCUACUCUUCCCAAAAGGAAGAGUAGGGGCCAGAGCAAACCUUCUAAUUCCCCAAAUGUCAUCGAAGCCAGAAACCAUCUAAAAUCUAUAUCACUAUAG
Messenger RNA from Octopus sinensis (East Asian common octopus), 744 nucleotides. RefSeq names its product craniofacial development protein 2-like. The record is from RefSeq and is a predicted model, not a curated record. The coding region runs from base 1 to 744 and encodes 247 amino acids. Gene Ontology annotation, molecular function: catalytic activity. The transcript has a single exon. Lineage: Eukaryota; Metazoa; Mollusca; Cephalopoda; Octopoda; Octopodidae.